CGAGACCCGAGCAUGGAUGCUAGAGCCCAGAGGCCGGUUUCGGGGCGGCGCCAAGUUCGUGAGUGGGGGCGAGGCUUCCCGAGGAGCCAGCGGCGGCCACGUCCCGCCGGCCCGGUGAAAAGCUAGCCCCCAUCUUGUGGUCCUCUGGGCCUCCAGACAUGUCGGAGGUGAAAAGCCGAAGGAAGCCCGGGUCGAAGGGAGUCCCUGCGGAGCCCGAGAAGCGGAGCGAGGGCAGAAAGAGCCGCGAGGGGCGCGACGGCGCGGGCUGGGCGGACCCCCGCACCGGCCUGAGUCUGCUGUCGCUGGGGACGUGCCUGGGCCUGGCCUGGCUUGUAUUUCAACAGUCAGAAAAGUUUGCAAAGGUGGAAAACCAAUACCAAUUAAUGAAAAUAGAAAGCAGUAAGUUCCAAGAACUUCAAAGUAAAAUCAGCUUGAUUUCAGAAAAGUAUCAGAAAUGUGAAGCUCUUGUGGAACAACUGAAGUCUUUUCAGAUGAUUGCUCAUUUAAAGCAUCUACAGGAAGACAUUUAUGAGAUGAAGAUGCAGUCUAACAGAAUCACUGGAACACAAGAUGUGUUGAAUAACAAUUUGACAGCUCUUUCUCAAGACAUUACAGAUAUAGACCAGAGUACCACUUCCAUGGCAAAAGAUGUAGGUCUCAAGAUUACCACCGUGAAAACAGAUAUCCGACGUAUUUCAGGGUUAGUGACGGAUGUAGCAACCUUAACAGAGUCAGUACAAAAAUUAGAAAAUAAAAUAGAAAAAGUAGAAAAAAAUACAGUGAAAAAUAUAGGCGAGCUUCUCUCAAGUAGCAUUGACCGAACAACAGCACUCCGAAAGACAGCAUCUGAAAAUUCACAAAGAAUCAACUCUGUCAUGAAGACCCUAACUGAGCUCAAGAGUGACUUUGACAAGCACACAGACAGGUUUUUAAGCUUAGAAAGCGACAGAGCUAAAGUUCUGAAGACAGUGACUUUUGCAAAUGAUCUAAAACCAAAGGUGUACAAUCUAAAGAAGGACUUCUCCCGCUUGGAACCAUUGGUAAACGAUUUAACACUGCGCAUUGGGAGGUUGGGUACUGACUUACUACAAAGAGAGAAAGACAUUGCAUUCUUAAGUGAAAAAAUAUCUAAUUUAACAAUAGUUCAAGCUGAGAUUAAGGAUAUUAAAGAUGAAAUAACACAUUUUUCAAAUGUUGAUUAAUAUUACAUUUAUAUUAGAAGUAGUUUUUUGUUGUUUAUUUUGAGGUAGGAUCUGACUGUAGCCCAGGCUGACCUGGAAUUCACUAUGUAGUCUCAGGAUGGCCUUAAACUCAGGCCGAUCCUUCUACCUCUGCCUCCUGAGUGCUGAGAUUAAAGGCCUGAGCCACCACAACUGGCCAACGUAGCUUGUUUUAAAUGAGACCUUUUCAAUGAGUUUUGAAAAGACUGAAAAUCAGAAAUACUUGUAUUUUGGAAUGAAUACCAUUUUGUAUUUGAUAAUAUUUUAUACAAAUUUAGGAUCAGCUAGGAGGCAAACCUCCAGGCAUGUUUCACUGAGUUUCUAGAUUGGAUUGAGGGAACACCUACCAGAACUGCAGGUGGCACCAGUCCACAGGCUGUAGUCCUGGACUGAACAAAAAGGGAAAGGUGUGGGAGCACCAGCAUUCAUCUCUGCCUCCCGACUGCAGACACAAUGUGACCAGCUGUCUCACAUCUCUGCCACCAUGCCUUCCCCACCAUGAUGGGCGGUACCCUCAAACCAUGAGCCAAAAAAUAAAGCCUUCCUCCCUUCAGUUGUCUGCAAGGUAUUUUGUCACAGUAAUGGGAGAAGCAAUAUGCCACCCAGGUAGCACUGGGGAGUGUAGACAGAACUUCCUCUAAAGAACUUUUCCCUCAGGAAUCACUGUUCACUGCUCUGGCAUUCAUUAAAGAAAGAAUCUAGAAUGGUUAUAGCCAGGGAACUACAAAAUAAGAGUCAAGAAAGUCUUCCUAGUUUUCAGAAACAGGAAACAUAAAUGGUCUUAGUUUGAGCUGAACACCCAAGGUGAAAUGUCAAACAACAGAAAUUUAUUCCUCACUAGAGGAAUUCCCUGCUAGAGGCUGGGAAGUUCAGAAACAAGUCUUGGCAGAACUGGGGACUGGUAGGGGCUUUCUGGUUCAUAGGUGGUAGACCACUAUAGCCUCACACAACAGCUCUCUGGACCCCCUUUUACAAAGGCUCUGCCUUCACGACCCUGUCAUCUCCCAAACAUGUCUCACUAGUUAUCAGAUUUCAACAUAUGGGUUUAGAGGAGAUAUAAACAUUCAAAGCAAGUAGGUUACCAAAAAUGGGAUAAGAGAGUGACAUCUAGAGCAGUGUUGGUGGGGAAAGAAGGAGUGGAAAUAAUGGGGCAGACAGAGGCUCUGCCUCAAGGCAAUAUAAUGCAUGUGCCAUGGUGACACCAACAGAAACAGCCAAGGCAACCAGAGAAGAUUUUAACAUUGAAAAUAGCAUUAGCGGGCUGGAGAGAUGGCUUAGUGGUUAAGGCGCUUGCCUGCAAAGCCAAAGGACCCAGGUU
Jaculus jaculus (lesser Egyptian jerboa) is the source of this 2538-nucleotide messenger RNA. RefSeq names its product IKBKB interacting protein (gene Ikbip). The transcript has 3 exons. The record is from RefSeq and is a predicted model, not a curated record. The coding region runs from base 159 to 1202 and encodes 347 amino acids. Lineage: Eukaryota; Metazoa; Chordata; Mammalia; Rodentia; Dipodidae.